AUUGCCGUUGGCGGAAUUGGACGCGCAUCGAUCAAGCGAAUCCGCGCGCAUCCAGUUUACAGUUGUUUCCACUUCGCGUUUGUAACUGUUGCGUUUAACUGUUUGUUCUUUACAAUUUUUUUUUUUUGUGUUUUUGUUUUUGUUUUCCGUUUCGAUAAAUGCUUCUGAUUGUUGCCUAACGGAUGUGAAGUGAUUACAGCCCAGUAACAAUAUGACGGAUCAUGAAAACGAUAUCAAGCCCACCGAGGCUGGCGGCGAACCUUCAGACAUCGCCAGCGCCGAGUCCAGAACUCUUCCAGUCGAAGCGUCAGCCCCGGCAGAGUCGAGUUCUGUUCCAGCCGAGGCCCCGACCGUAACAGCUGUGCCAGAUCAGGAGCCGGCGAGCAAUGGCAAGAGUCUGGUGGCUGCCAGCAAGCUGGCCGAAUCCGAGCCCAAGAAGAAUGGCAUUGAUACCGACGACAGCAAGGAUUUCGGCAAUGUGGCCGAGGCAGAAGGUCAGCAGAAGAAACUGCCCUAUCCAAAGUCGGUUUUCUUCAUCAUCAGCAACGAGUUUUGCGAGCGCUUCAACUAUUACGGCAUGCGGACUGUGCUGGUGCUCUAUCUGAGCCGGAAGCUUGGCUACUCGGAUGACACCGCCACCGUGGUGUUCCAUAUCUUUACGAUGUUCGUCUAUUUUCUGUGCGUCUUUGGUGCCAUCAUUUCGGACUCCUGGCUGGGCAAAUUCAAGACCAUCCUGUAUCUGUCCUUGGUUUAUAUAUGUGGUUCGGUUCUGUUGACUCUCGGCGCCAUUGGACCGCUCAACUUGCCGCUGGAAACGUUCACGAUAUUGGGCUUGGCGCUAAUUGCGCUCGGCUCGGGCGGCAUCAAGCCGUGCGUAUCGGCCUUUGGCGGCGAUCAGUUCAAGGUGCCAGAGCAGCUGAAGCAGAUAACCUCGUUCUUCUCGCUCUUCUACUUCUCCAUCAAUGCCGGCUCGCUGAUCUCGACCACCGUGACGCCCAUUCUGCGCGAAGAUGUCCAUUGCUUUGACGACAUCAACUGCUAUCCGCUGGCAUUCGGUGUGCCCGCCGUCCUUAUGAUUGUCUCGGUGGUGAUCUUUGUGCUGGGCCGGCCGCUCUACAAGAUCAAGCCCCCAGCGGGCAACAUGGUGGUGCUGGUGAGCAGCACCAUCUGGACGGCCCUGACCACCAAGUGCAAGGAGAAGAAGACCAAUCCGCGCGAACACUGGCUUGACUAUGCGGACAAGAAGUACGAUCGCCAGAUGAUCGAAGACGUCAAGGUCCUGAUGCGAGUCCUGUUCCUCUAUUUGCCGCUGCCCAUCUUCUGGGCACUGUUCGAUCAGCAGGGCUCACGCUGGACCUUCCAGGCGACGCGCAUGGACGGCGACAUGGGCUCCUGGGACCUCAAGCCGGAUCAGCUGCAAGUGCUCAAUCCCCUGCUCAUUCUGGUUUUCAUACCCUUGUACGAUGUUGCGUUCUAUCCGGUGCUGAGCCUGAUCGGCAUACGUCGACCGUUGCAGAAGCUCACCAUGGGCGGCAUCCUGGCUGGCAUUGCGUUCAUCAUAUCGGGCAUUGUGGAGCUCAAUCUCGAGAAAACCUAUCCCGCAUUACCCUACAGCCAGAAUGCGCAGCUGCGCGUCUUCAACACCGAGAACUGCGCCUACAACUUCGCCACGAACAUCGACUCGCUGAAGACCUUCACCGUGGAGCCGUACAGCAUGUUCACGGACAAGGAUGUAUUUGUGCCCGGCACCUUCAAUUUGGAGUACACGAUCAGCAGCACGGAUCCCGCUUGCCAUGCCUAUGCAGGCGGCAGCCAUACCCUCACAGAAAAGAAGGCCUGGUCUCUGUUCCUGAAUGCGCGCAACAUUACGGGCGAAACCUUCUGGGAGGAGGACUUUGUAAACAAACCCUCCGACAGCUACCCGCUGAUCCGAAUCGUCGGCAACGUCCAGCAACAGCGACAGAUUGUGUUGAAGAGCAGCAAGGAGAGCUACGAGUACAAUGCUAACGAGACCUACCGACAGCGCGUCUCCUCCGGCAACUACGAGAUCUCCAUCGAUAGCCAGCCGUUGGGUACGGUGCACGCGCACACCGGCGGCGUCUAUACCCUGCUCCUGAAUGAGCUUGCAGCCGGCGGGUAUAGCUACAAGCUGGUCGAGGUCACCGAGCCCAACUCGAUGAACAUCCUGUGGUUAAUACCACAGUAUGUGGUCAUGACUCUGGGCGAGGUCAUGUUCUCCGUGACGGGUCUGGAGUUCUCCUAUGCGCAGGCGCCGCCCAGCAUGAAGUCCGUGCUUCAGGCCUGCUGGCUGCUGACGGUCGCCUUUGGCAAUGUGAUUGUGGUGAUCAUUGCGGAGGCGGCGCUCUUCGAUUCGCAGGCCAGCGAGUUCUUCCUGUUCGCGGGCCUCAUGUUUAUCGACAUGCUGCUCUUCAUGUUCAUGGCCUACAACUACAAGCCGAACGAUCCCAACCGGGUCGAGGAGGCCGAGCCUCUAACCAACGGCGACGACAGUCGUCAGAUCAAGGCUCUCGAGACGGGCGUCGACAACAAGGGCAAGGAGAUCGAUGGCUAGGCUGGGACACGCCCCCCCUGGGACACGCCGCCCCCCUCAAAUGUUGUGUAUUAUAUAUAAAUGAAGAAAAAAACCCCCCGCCCCCACCCUCCUAUGAUAAUUCAUAUAUGUACUUUGUGUCCAUUUACAAUGUAAGUGUAAAGCUCUGCCCGGGUCAACGAUCGGACCCAGAGAUCGACGGGACGGGCCUUGUUGAAUAUGCCAAGACAUACGUUUUAACUAAACUAAUCUUAUACAAAUAAAUCAAAAAUUGUAAUCAUA
Drosophila novamexicana is the source of this 2833-nucleotide messenger RNA. RefSeq names its product peptide transporter family 1. Bases 212 to 2572 code for a protein of 786 amino acids. The record is from RefSeq and is a predicted model, not a curated record. Gene Ontology annotation, molecular function: dipeptide transmembrane transporter activity. NCBI's taxonomy places the organism in Eukaryota, Metazoa, Arthropoda, Insecta, Diptera, Drosophilidae. Gene Ontology annotation, biological process: transmembrane transport; oligopeptide transport. Gene Ontology annotation, cellular component: membrane. The transcript is spliced from 6 exons.